AUGGCUCAGUUGAUGUUUGACGAGUUCGGGCAACCGUUCAUCGUCAUGCGUGACCAGGAGAAACAGAAAAGGCUCACUGGGAUCGAAGCUCUGAAGAGUCAUAUACUCGCUGCUCGUUCCGUUGCGAACACCCUUCGCACCUCGCUUGGCCCUCGAGGUCUCGAUAAAAUGCUGGUCUCUCCCGAUGGUGAAGUCACUAUUACUAAUGAUGGUGCUACAAUCAUGGAGAAAAUGGACGUUCAACACCAUGUUGCCAGGCUCAUGGUUGAGCUGAGCAAGUCACAAGACGCGGAAAUCGGCGAUGGAACUACUGGAGUUGUUGAUAUGUCUAUAGUUAACUUUGAUAAAUAG
Messenger RNA from Haemonchus placei, 351 nucleotides. NCBI's taxonomy places the organism in Eukaryota, Metazoa, Nematoda, Chromadorea, Rhabditida, Trichostrongylidae. The record is from the annotation of a GenBank genome assembly.